AUGUUUUACUCUCAGUUUAUUUUGGCGAAGAAAGGUCCACUUGGGACGAUAUGGAUAGCUGCACAUUUAGAGAGGAAGCUCCGGAAGAAUCAGGUGGCGGAUACUGAUAUUGGCGUCUCUGUAGAUUCCAUUCUUUUUCCUGAAGUACCAAUUGCACUCCGUUUAUCCAGUCAUCUUCUGCUUGGUGUGGUAAGGAUAUAUUCCAGAAAGGUGAAUUACCUUUUUGAUGAUUGCAGUGAAGCCUUGCUUAAGGUAAAGCAAGCUUUCCGCUCCACGACAGUUGAUUUGCCACCAGAAGAGUCCACUGCACCUUACCAUUCCAUCACUCUACCUGAGACUUUUGAUCUUGAUGAUUUUGAACUACCAGAUAAUGACAUUUUUCAAGGCGACUAUGUUGAUCGCCAUGUCAGUACUAGGGAGCAGAUUACACUGCAAGAUACUUUGGACGACAUGGCUUACAAAACAUCACAGUUUGGAUUGGAUGAGCGCUUUGGAGAUGGUGAUGCUUCUCAAAUUGGUUUAGACCUUGAUGAGGUUAUGUUAAUAGACAAAGAUUCCACUUUGGAGCACAAUGACUUCAGUGCUAAUCCUCAAGUGUCUCAUCAAGAAGAUGAAAAGAAAGAGGAGGUGAUUACAACUUCUGAUAAAAUGCUAGUAGAAAACAGUGGAAGCAAGGUUAUGUUAAUAGACCAUGAUGCCAAUUUGGAACAUGUUGACUUCGGUGCUAAUCCUCAAGUUUCUCAUCACGAAGAUGAAAAGAAAGAGGAUGUGAUUGGAACUUCAAAUAGAAUGCAAGUAGAAGACAGUGGAACCAAAAUUGAUUCGAGUGAUGGUUUUCCCACUUCUCCUGAAUUUCAUGAAUAUGCUCAAGGCCCAUCUACUUCUCCUGAAUUUCAUGACAAUGCUCAAGAUCCAUCCACUUCUCCUGAAUUUCAUGACUAUGCUCAAGAUCCAUCCACAUCUCCUAAAUUUCAUGAAUAUGCUCAAGGUCCAUCUACUCCAGGACUGCAAGAGCCAAACUUAUUUGGUACUCAGUCGGAUCAGGUCAUUAAUGAAGCUGAUUUUCAUAAUUCCGCAGAUUUAUCAUCAAUGUAUUCAACACAAAAUGAAUCAGGUGCUCAUCAAACUGAGAACAAUGUAAUUGGUUGCUCCUUGCAAAAUAAUGGGAAGCAUGUUGGUGUGGAUUUGCAUCAUGAGGCUAGUGACCGUGUUCUGACUGAUGUGAAUAACGAAAUAGAGGAACAAGACCAUUUCACACGUACAGUUGUGAUGAAGGAUCAAGGAAAUUUGAUACCUAAUAAUCAUUGCUUGGCAUCAGUACCCUUGAUGGACUCCUCCAAUGAAGACCACACAACCACUAUGUUACCAGAAUGUGCAGGUGGGUAUGUUGAUGCUUCUGGUAUACAUGAAAAGGUGGAAAGAUCGCAAGAUGGAGUUCAGAUGAACACUGAAUCAGUUAUGGCCAAUUUAAAUGAAACUGUUAGUGUUGUUUCUGGAGGUGUGAACAUCAAUGAUUCUGGUGUGUCUCCUAGUUGUUCUCAUGUUACACCUGAUCAAGAGGGCCUCUCAUGUAAACUGUUGUCUACCAUGGGUGGAUCUCGUGGUUCUGAAUUUGGUGGUCAUUUGGCAGAUGUUACCACAUCGUUAAAGCACGGAGUUUCAAAUAACAGUGAAGUUUCCAAGAAUGAGCAGCAACCGAACAUGGUUUAUGAGGCUCAAGUAUCCAAUAUUGUAAGUCUUCUAGAAUCAUCUGGUAGACCUGAAGUUGUUGAUGUGGAAGCUCGUGCAUCUCAGGAACUGAAGGAAGCAGGUAUUUUAAACUUUGUAUCUCAUGAAGCUGAGCAGCGCACCCAGUCACACCUUCAGCCAUGCACUUCCCGUGUAAACAAUCCUUCUCUGUUAUCUAUUGAAGGUGAAAAAUGUCACGAAACUGAUGUUUCAGAUCCUGCUUUGGGUUAUCAGGGUACCGUAGAGCCAUCUGCUUGUGAAGGAAAGUUGGACUUGGGGCAAUCAGGCAUGCAAUUUGGGAGUCAGAUGAUAAGUAAUAAAAUGGGAAGUGUAAACACAUUUACUGCUUCUGACAUACCAGAGCCUGAAAAAAUGCUCUCCUUGGGGCAAUCAGGCAUGCAAUUUGGGAAUCAGAUGAUAAGUAAUAAAAUGGGAAGUGUAAACACAUUUACUGCUUCUGACAUACCUGUGCCUGAAAAAAUGCCCUCCUUGGGGCAAUCAGGCAUGCAAUUUGGGAGUCAGUUGAUUAGUAAUAAAAUGGGAAGUGUAAACCCAUUUACUGCUUCUGACAUACCUGCGCCUGAAAAAACGCCCUCCUUGGGACAAUCAGGCAUGCAAUUUGGGAAUCAGAUGAUGAGUAAUAAAAUGGGAAGUGUAAACACAUUUACUGCUUCUGACAUACCUGCGCCUGAAAAAGUGCUCUCCUUGGGGCAAUCCGGCAUGCAAUUUGGGAGUCAGAUGACAAGUAAUAAAAUGGGAAGUGUGAACACAUUUACUGCUUCUAACAUACCUGGGCCUGAAAAAAUGCUCUCCUUGGGGCAAUCAGGCAUGCAAUUUGGGAGUCAGAUGACAGGUAAUAAAAUGGGAAGUGUAGACACAUUUACUGCUCCUAACGUACCUGAGCCUGAGAAAAUGCUCUCCUUGGGGCAAUCAGGCAUGCAAUUUGGGAGUCAGAUGACAAGUAAUAGAAUGGGAAGUGUAAAUACAUUUACUGCUUCUAACAUACCUGAGCCUGAGAAAAUGCUCUCCUUGGGGCAAUCAGGCAUGCAAUUUGGGAGUCAGAUGACAAGUAAUAGAAUGGGAGGUGUAAACACAUUUACACCUGAGCCUGAGAAAAUGCUCUCCUUGGGGCAAUCAGGCAUGCAAUUUGGGAGUCAGAUGACAAGUAAUAAAAUGGGAAGUGUAAAUACAUUUACUGCUUCUAACAUACCUGAGCCUGAGAAAAUGCUCUCCUUGGGGCAAUCAGGCAUGCAAUUUGGGAGUCAGAUGACAAGUAAUAGAAUGGGAGGUGUAAACACAUUUACUGUUUCUAACAUGCCCGAGCCUGAGAAAAUGCUCUCCUUGGCUUAUCCACAUUUUGGUGAGAUGAAUCAUUUGCUGCUGGAGUCUACUCCUGGCAACCAGGGUAUAUCUGGAGGUCAUACAGAUGUUGCAGCAGUAACAUCAGUAUCUGGUAAAAAGCGCAGCUACACAGAAAGUACUCUUACAGUGCAGAGCACGGGUUUAGUUGAAUCAUAUGGUGGGGCUCAGUCCAGAAGAACUACCGGGUCCAUUCCGGAUGAUGAUGAUCUAUUGUCUUCUAUAUUAGCUGGAAGAAAAUCUUCAGCUUUAAAAGUUAAACCAAGUCCAGCAACCGCGGAAGUACCAACAGCAAAGCGGUUUCGUUCUACACCACGAACUAGUACCUUAAAGAGGAAGGUGCUUGUGGAUAAUACGAUGGUCUUGCAUGGGGAUAUAAUACGCCAACAAUUGAUAAGUACUGAAGAUAUUCGGCGCGUACGGAAAAAAGCUCCGUGCACAAGCGAUGAGAUUUUAAUGAUCCAGAGACAGUUUUUGGAGGAUAAAAUUUUCCAUAAACCAAUAUUUACAGAUUUGUCUGCUGAUUUGACUAUUCUGCAAAAUGGGACAUUUGAUCUGAGUGGAAUCAAGGUUUAUAAUUAUGGCUUAGAUAGUUUUUCCGUGGAAAAAGUAAACGAUCAACAGUCCUAUUCUAAAUCAAAUGCUGAAAUUCAUGUUGAGCUAGCACAUAAUGAGCCUAUGGCUGUCCAACCCCAAGAAGAGGCUGAAGUCUCUUAUUCUAAAACGAAUGUUGGGAUUCAUGAGGUGGAAUCACAUAAUGAGCCUAUGGCUGUCCAACCUCAAGAAGAGGCUGAAGUGUCUUAUUCUAAAACAAAUGUUGGGAUUCAUGAGGUGGAAUCACAUAAUGAGCCUAUGGCUGUCCAACCCCAAGAAGAGGCUGAAGUGUCUUAUUCUAAAACAAAUGUUGGGAUUCAUGAGGUGGAAUCACAUAAUGAGCCUAUGGCUGUCCAACCCCAAGAAGAGGCUGAAGUGUCUUAUUCUAAAACAAAUAUUGGGGUUCAUGAGGUGGAAUCACAUAAUGAGCCUAUGGAAGUCCAACCCCAAGAAGAGGCUGAAGUGUCUUAUUCUAAAACAAAUGUUGGGGUUCAUGAGGUGGAAUCAUAUAAUGAGCCUAUGGAAGUCCAGCCCCAAAAUAAUGCUGAAGCCCAACCUUCUGAGAUGCCUGUUCCGUCUGAGAGGGAAUCCCACAAUGAAACUAUGGAAGUCCAACCCCAAAAAACUGCUGAAGCCCAACCUUCUGAGAUGUCUGUUCUGUCUGAGAGGGAAUCCCACAACGUAACUAUGGAAGUCCAACCCCAAAAAACUGCUGAAGCCCAACCUUCUGAGAUGCCUGUUCCGUCUGAGAGGGAAUCCCACAACGUAACUAUGGAAGUCCAACCCCAAAAAACUGCUGAAGCCCAACCUUCUGAGAUACCUCUUCCGCUGGAGAGUUAUCAGUCUGGAGUUGACUUUGGAUCUCAUGAUAUUGACGCUCAUGGGCGUGCAGAUAUUAUAUCAGACAUGAAGGAGCUUAGCGGUUCUCAAAAUGCUGAAAUGGACAAUGCUGGGGUGAUUUUCGAGAUUUCUGAAGCAGAGAAUUACUCUGUUGGGCCUACAAAUAUUAUAUCAGAUGUAAAUGAGCUUGGUAGUUCUCAAAAUGCUGAAAUGAACAAUGCUGGACGAAAUUUCGAGACUUCUGAAGCAGAAAAUUACUCUAUUGUGCAUUCAAAUAUUAUAUCAGACGUAAAUGAGCUUGGUAGUUCUCAAAAUGCUGAAAUGAACAAUGCUGGUGGAAAUUUUGAGACUUUUGAAGCAGAGAAUUACUCUGUUGUCCCUGGGCAUGAUGAAACUUUAUCCCUAACUGAAGUUUUUGAAAAUGAGCUAUGUAUGCCAAAAGAUUUUGAUGCAUCGCAGCCUCUCAUGGAUAAAACCGAUGAUCUUGCUGGUUCUAUCCAUACAAAUGUGCUGGACAUUCCAACUUCCGAGAAAAUGAAUACAUCUACUCUAGAAAAUGAGUUUGUGGAUGAUCAACAUGAUAGAAACAAUGCAGAUGCUAUUGAAAUUGUAGAGCAUGCCAUGGAAAUUGGAACACGAGUUGAAACAGAUGGCUUGGAAGCUGAUAAUUUAUAUGCAUCCUUGGCUCUUGGCUCUAAGGAAGCUAGUGAAUAUACUGACAACCAGGUUUCCUUCCAUGGAGACCUUCAAAUGGAGGAAAAUGGGAACAGCAUGCUAGAAGGCUUAAAUGAGGAUCAAGUUGUUUCUUCUGGCUUGGGAUGUGAUGACAAGGAUGCAAAGGCUGGCGCCUUAUUUAGUGAGAAUAUUGAAGUAGAUUGUUUACAUUCUGUAGCACCUGAGGAUGUAAAAGAAGGUUCUAAUGAUGAGGAAAACCCAGUCUUUCAAGAAGCUGAAUUACAAAAUACAAUGACUCCUGAUGUCUCAGCUAUUAGGAGUCCUUUUGUGGAUCAGAAUGAUGAAGACGAUAUGGUUGACAAUGAUACAGGAUUUUUGAAUGUUGGUGACGAUGAGAUAAUUGAUGAUGAUGAUGACGAUGCUGAUGGUUUUGCACCGGGUGCUGAAGGAACACAGCUAGAAAAUAGUGGAUGGUCUUCUCGAACCAGGGCUGUUGCUAAGUAUCUUCAGACCUUGUUUGAUAAGGAGGAUCUACAUGGAAAGCAGAACCUGCAUCUUGACAAAAUAUUGGCGGGUAAAACACGGAAAGAAGCAUCAAGGAUGUUUUUUGAAACACUGGUUCUCAAGACAAGGGAUUAUAUUGAUGUAGAACAGACAGAACCCUUUGCCAAUAUUAACUUACAACCUCGAGGGAAGCUUAUGAAGACAGAUUUCUGA
Molecule: messenger RNA, 5913 nt
Organism: Lathyrus sativus (Indian pea)
Lineage: Eukaryota; Viridiplantae; Streptophyta; Magnoliopsida; Fabales; Fabaceae
Source: the annotation of a GenBank genome assembly